AUGCCUGCUGUUCCUGGGCGUUUCUCUACCUCGAAGAAGUCCCCUCCAUGGACCGGCGACCAGCAGAUCAACCCAGGAUGGCUUGGCCCACGGGGCUGCCAGCAUUACAGCGACCGGUGGAUGCAUCAUUUUAGCGGGCCUACAGACAUACCCUUCUCGGAUUUCGUUCUGAAGGCUUGUGACAGCUUAGAUGCCGAUGUGCUUGCUCAGAUCGAGUGUGCGUGUGCUUUUGACCUCCUCCCUCACAGGAAGGCAGAUAGGCCAGCAGACGCAGUUCUCUUGGCACUCCCCACUUGGGUGCCUUCCUUUGGGGACACCACGGGCAGGAGCAGAUUAAGCUCCGUCCUGCGGGCUUUUGCAUGUUGGAAGCCGGAGGUGGGGUAUCAGCCUGUGCUCGCGCUGCUGGCAGCGCACAUCAUGUCGGUGGCAGGCAAUCAGCGAGUGACCUUUCAGGCUUUGGUGGCCGUGUACCGAAGGUAUCGUCUGCAAGACUACUUCCAGGGGGCGGGCACACAGGAAGCAAUCAGGCUCGAUGCGGCCAAGGUUUGGAAUGCAGCAUGUGUGCAGUUUCCUGACUUGGCCGACGCGUUUGUCCGCUUCAACCAGACGGAGCUGUUUCAUUCCACGGUGUCGUGGCUGCUUUCAACGUUGCUGACUCAGACCUGCCAACCCGGCGCCCAGGCCUUCGAAUGUCACGUUCGGCUGCUGGACUGCUUCCUGCUUCCGGCUGGGGAUUACGACCGAGAAGAUCCUCGAGCACAGCUUCGUCGACUGGUGCUGCACAUCAUGGCAAGGCAUCAGAAUGAUUUCCUGCAAUGCGGCUGCGAGGAUGAGCUCACAGCUGCGGCCAAGGAUAUCCAGCAAUUUGUUCGCGUGGACGACGUCCUGAUCCAAAUGCUGAAUGGCCAGCAGGAGAUGACCGAGAUGCCUGAUGGCAUGCUGUGGGCAGCGAUCAUGGCCGGCGUGGGUGCUGCCCUGACCAACGACAUGUCAACUGCCUUGGGUUUAGGAGCGCACGUCGCCUUGACCUGUGGUAGUGCUGCCGGCUUCGCCUACGGAGCCUUGAAGGCGGCGGUGCUCACGAACCGAGCUUGGUUUCUUCACGGCCAUGACUCGGAGGACUCAAGUGAUUCGUACCAGGAUGUGUAG
Molecule: messenger RNA, 1149 nt
Organism: Symbiodinium natans
Lineage: Eukaryota; Dinophyceae; Suessiales; Symbiodiniaceae
Source: the annotation of a GenBank genome assembly